AUGGCCAAGGACAAGGCAGCCAAGAAGGCCCAAUCUUCAUCAAAACCUCCACUGGCCGCUGCAGCUCCACCUCCCAACUGGCCACCGUUCAAGCCAGCUUUACCAGUUGUACAACUUACCCCAGAGGCUCCUAUCCCUGGAUUAGAAAACAAAAUUAUAUUACUGCGAAAUUUUUGGCCAAAGAAUCUUUGUCGAGACUACGUCAAUUUCCUUAAGACAUUGCCUCUUACCACCACGCCCGGUCGUCCAAAACGUGGCGAGGCAGUGAGGGUCAAUGAUAGGUUCCAAGUUGAGGAUCCUCGCUUUUCCCGCCGACUCUGGCUUGAAACUGGGCUCCAAGAUGCCUUGCUGGAAGAGUCUGUUCGGUCUCUAUGGGGCGGUGAAGUAGUAGGCUUGAACCCCAACAUCAGGGUCUAUCGUUACUCCAAAGGUCAAUAUUUCGACUGCCAUUAUGACGACUCCAAUAUAGUCAACCUUCCUCACGUCAGCGAAUCAUCUAGUACCAUCAGUACUAGGACAACUUGGACGUUAUUGUUGUAUUUGACCUCAUCUACCGAAGGCUGUACUGGGGGAGAGACUGUAUUCUAUCAGCACGACCGCAAAUCUCCAAAAGAAGAAACUGCUGUCGCCCCUGAAACAGGUUUGCUCCUCCUCCACAAACAUGGAGACGAUUGCUUGUUGCACGAAGGUCGAGAAGUGACUAGCGGCGAAAAAUGGAUAAUUCGAAGCGAUCUCUGCGUGAAGAAAUGA
Molecule: messenger RNA, 750 nt
Organism: Hypoxylon fragiforme
Lineage: Eukaryota; Fungi; Ascomycota; Sordariomycetes; Xylariales; Hypoxylaceae
Exons: 4
Coding region: 1-750 (249 amino acids)
Biological process (GO): peptidyl-proline hydroxylation to 4-hydroxy-L-proline
Cellular component (GO): endoplasmic reticulum
Molecular function (GO): procollagen-proline 4-dioxygenase activity; iron ion binding; L-ascorbic acid binding
Source: RefSeq, a predicted model, not a curated record